Tauraco erythrolophus (red-crested turaco) is the source of this 1091-nucleotide messenger RNA. NCBI's taxonomy places the organism in Eukaryota, Metazoa, Chordata, Aves, Musophagiformes, Musophagidae. The record is from RefSeq and is a predicted model, not a curated record.
AUGCAAAAGCUAGUGAUCUAUGUUUAUAUUUACCUGUUCAUGCUGAUUUCAGUCGAUCCGGUGGCUCUUGAUGACGGUAAUCAGCCCACAGAGAACGCUGAAAAAGAUGGACUGUGCAAUGCUUGUACGUGGAGACAGAAUACAAAAUCUUCCAGAAUAGAAGCCAUAAAAAUUCAAAUCCUCAGCAAACUGCGUCUGGAACAAGCGCCUAACAUUAGCAGGGAUGUUAUUAAACAACUUUUACCCAAAGCUCCUCCGCUACAGGAACUGAUUGAUCAAUAUGACGUCCAGAGAGACGACAGUAGCGAUGGCUCUUUGGAAGACGAUGACUAUCAUGCCACCACCGAAACAAUUAUCACGAUGCCUACAGAGUCUGAUUUUCUUGUACAAAUGGAGGGAAAGCCAAAAUGUUGCUUCUUCAAGUUUAGCUCUAAAAUACAAUAUAACAAAGUAGUAAAGGCACAAUUGUGGAUAUACUUGAGGCAAGUCCAAAAACCUACAACAGUGUUUGUGCAGAUCCUGAGACUUAUUAAACCCAUGAAGGACGGUACAAGAUACACUGGAAUUCGAUCUUUGAAACUUGACAUGAACCCAGGCACUGGUAUUUGGCAGAGUAUUGAUGUGAAGACAGUGUUGCAAAAUUGGCUCAAACAGCCUGAAUCCAAUUUAGGCAUCGAAAUAAAAGCUUUCGAUGAGAAUGGACGGGAUCUUGCUGUAACUUUCCCAGGACCAGAUGAAGAUGGAUUGAACCCAUUUUUAGAGGUCAGAGUUACAGACACACCAAAACGGUCCCGCCGAGAUUUUGGCCUCGACUGUGACGAGCACUCGACAGAAUCCCGCUGCUGCAACCCGCUGACAGUGGAUUUUGAAGCUUUCGGAUGGGACUGGAUUAUCGCUCCCAAAAGAUACAAAGCCAAUUACUGCUCUGGAGAAUGCGAAUUUGUAUUUUUACAAAAAUACCCACACACUCACAUGCUGUACUUCAACGGGAAAGAACAAAUAAUAUACGGCAAGAUACCGGCCAUGGUUGUAGACCGCUGCGGGUGCUCAUGAGAUCAUCGCGAGAUCCGUUGCUUCAUAAAUUGUGGAAG